Trachymyrmex septentrionalis is the source of this 774-nucleotide messenger RNA. RefSeq names its product vesicle transport protein SFT2C. Bases 108 to 719 code for a protein of 203 amino acids. The record is from RefSeq and is a predicted model, not a curated record. NCBI's taxonomy places the organism in Eukaryota, Metazoa, Arthropoda, Insecta, Hymenoptera, Formicidae. The transcript has 3 exons. Gene Ontology annotation, biological process: vesicle-mediated transport. Gene Ontology annotation, cellular component: membrane.
CUGAUUAAUACAUAUACUUAUCGUUGAUAAAAACAAUUUCUCUUUUACAAUCGAUAACUUUAUUUAUUGUUUACAAUUUCAAUGGCGCGAUAUGGCGACAUGUCAAAAUGGCCGAUCUCAAUAAGGAGCUGAACGAAUAUCUUCUCAAUAGCAAAAAUGAAAAACAAUAUAAAAUCGCCAUUCCAUCGGUAGCGAUAUCGAAAGCGAACUUUGGCAAAUGGUUCGGAAAAAGUAUCGACGAGACGGAGGAGAACGUAGGAUGGGUUCAAAAAUCGCAGAGAGAAUGUUGUCCUGCUAUGACGAGAACACAAAGACUCAUAUCCUUUGCUGUGUGUUUUUUUCUGGGAUUGUUAUGCUUUUGUCUAUCAGCGAUUUAUAUUCCUGUAUUAUUACUUAAAGCAAGAAAAUUUGCUCUACUUUAUUCCUUAGGAAGUCUCUUCUUUUUAAUGAGCUUUUGUUUUUUGUGGGGAUCAAGUUAUAUGAAAUCAUUAUUCCUAGCUGAGAAGAAGUACUUUACCAUAUUGUACUUUGCAACAUUAACAGGCACACUUUACUUUGCUCUGCAUUUGCAAUCGACUCCUUUGACAGUAUUAUGUGCUAUCUUGCAGUUGAUAGCUACAUUGUCCUUUUUAAUAAGUCAUAUACCAGGAGGUACAACUGGCCUUAUGUUCUUUACAAGAGUGUUUAGAUCGUCCGUAAAAUCAAGUUUACCUGUAUGAGAGAUGAUAUUACUAUGCUUAGAAUAUAUUUUAUUGUUUUAAUAAUAAUAAAAAG